CUUUGCACGGACUCUCAGUGACGUAUUUGCUAUAACCUCUAAGAACCGCCCUCUCGACAUUUUUUAACAUGAAUCUCAAUUUAUCUGCCUCACUGAAUAUAUUUAAACUGCUGGCGAAGCCGUCAUUAUGUCUUCCCCAGGCAACCGUAGCCACCUUUGCCGACCUUCCAAUACCGCUCGACAAGGCGUUUGCGGGACAGAGAGAGAAGGUUGAUAUCAAGGCGGUGGUCUUGGACAAGGAUGACUGCUUUACUUAUCCGGAGCAUAAUGAGGUCUACGACCAGUACAAGCAACGUUUCGAGGCAUUGCGAGCUGCCUACCCAGGUCGCCGUCUCCUGAUUGUCUCCAACACUUCUGGAGCCCAGAGUUAUGACCGUGAUGGAAAGCUCGCCGCUGCCGUUGAGAAGGCUACCGGCGUUGUCGUUCUUCCACAUGAGACCAAGAAGCCCGGGUGUGGCGAUGAAAUCAUGUCCUAUUUCCGCAAGCAUCCCGAGACAGGAGUGACCAGCCCAAGUCAGAUCGCCAUUGUCGGAGAUCGUUUGUCCACAGACAUUAUGCUGGCCAACAUGAUGGGAAGUUGGGGAGUCUGGGUCAAGGACGGGGUUGUUCCUCUGUCGGAGAAGAGCGUGUUCUCUAGGAUGGAAAGAAGGCUAGCUCCAUGGCUCAUCGCCCGAGGUUACACGGCGCCUGAUCCCUCAAGUCCUUUCGAGUGAACCGCACCGUCUUCCCAAAUCGUCAGAUCACGCUCAACUCGAAGGGUUCUGAGAACCUGCUUCAGAAAGCCACAGUUUCCAACUCACACCAAAGACACGCAUUGCUGGGAGACGUUUACCGACAAUGGCCAAUAACUGGAAUACUUGACGCCAUUGGGCUCUCCUGAACAUGCUAGGCCAUGGCCUGCCAGAUGGCAAUAACCCGGCCCGCCGGAGGAAAUGGGCAAAAUGCUUGCUUACCUGAUGGGAUAGCAAUGGGCACAUACAUUCUACCUGUGUAACAUGGUGAUUGACUGCUGAUUGGCUGGGCUCUGGAGGUUUAUCACUGCUGAACACAGUGUCCUUGAGUCCUCUCGAGGAGGAUGUUCAAUGAUGGGGUUGGAUGAAUAGGGUUUACUGGAGCUUGAUCCUCUUUGUACAACAUCAUGUAAUAUUAUCCAGUAUCUCGAUGGCCUGCUUGCUUGAUAGAUCAUGAUAUGUGAUGCUUGAG
This is a messenger RNA of Podospora bellae-mahoneyi, 1203 nucleotides long. RefSeq lists its product as uncharacterized. Gene Ontology annotation, biological process: cardiolipin biosynthetic process. Gene Ontology annotation, molecular function: phosphatidylglycerophosphatase activity. NCBI's taxonomy places the organism in Eukaryota, Fungi, Ascomycota, Sordariomycetes, Sordariales, Podosporaceae. The transcript has 3 exons. Bases 69 to 713 code for a protein of 214 amino acids. The record is from RefSeq and is a predicted model, not a curated record. Gene Ontology annotation, cellular component: mitochondrion.